Messenger RNA from Columba livia (rock pigeon), 11889 nucleotides. It is a transcript of the gene MAF, whose product is annotated as MAF bZIP transcription factor. The record is from RefSeq and is a predicted model, not a curated record. Gene Ontology annotation, molecular function: RNA polymerase II cis-regulatory region sequence-specific DNA binding; DNA-binding transcription factor activity, RNA polymerase II-specific. Bases 1 to 1101 code for a protein of 366 amino acids. The transcript has 3 exons. NCBI's taxonomy places the organism in Eukaryota, Metazoa, Chordata, Aves, Columbiformes, Columbidae. Gene Ontology annotation, biological process: regulation of transcription by RNA polymerase II. Gene Ontology annotation, cellular component: nucleus.
AUGGCAUCAGAACUGGCAAUGAGCAGCUCCGACCUGCCCACCAGUCCCCUGGCCAUGGAAUAUGUUAAUGACUUCGAUCUGAUGAAGUUUGAAGUGAAAAAGGAGCCGGUGGAGACCGAUCGCAUUAUCAGCCAGUGCGGCCGCUUGAUCGCCGGGGGAUCGCUCUCUUCCACCCCGAUGAGCACGCCCUGCAGCUCGGUGCCCCCGUCCCCCAGCUUCUCGGCGCCCAGCCCCGGCUCCGGCACCGACCAGAAGACCCACCUGGAAGACUACUACUGGAUGACGGGCUACCCGCAGCAGCUCAACCCGGAGGCGCUGGGCUUCAGCCCCGAGGACGCGGUGGAGGCGCUGAUCAACAGCAGCCACCACCCGCUGCCCGGCGCCUUCGAUGGCUAUGCUAGAGGGCAGCAGCUGGCCGCGGCGGCCGGCGCCGGCGGCUCCGUGCCGGCCGAGGAGAUGGGCUCGGCGGCCGCCGUGGUGUCGGCGGUGAUCGCCGCGGCGGCGGCGCAGGGCGGCGCGCCCCACUACCACCACCACCACCACCACCCGCACCACGGCGGCGGCGGCGGGCACCCCCACGCCGCGGCGCCGGGCAGCGCGCCGCCCUCCUCCGCCUCCUCGGCCGCCGGCUCCGGCGGCGGCGGCGGCGGCGGCGGCGGCGGCGCCGGGGGGCUGCACCACCCGCACCACGGCGGCAGCGGCGGCGGCGGCCUCCACUUCGACGACCGCUUCUCCGACGAGCAGCUGGUGACCAUGUCCGUGCGGGAACUCAACCGGCAGCUGCGGGGCGUCAGCAAGGAAGAGGUGAUCCGGCUGAAGCAGAAGAGGAGGACCCUCAAAAACAGGGGCUAUGCCCAGUCCUGCCGCUUCAAGAGGGUCCAGCAGCGGCACGUCCUGGAGUCGGAGAAGAACCAGCUGCUGCAGCAAGUGGAGCACCUAAAGCAGGAGAUCUCCAGGCUGGUCCGGGAGAGGGACGCCUACAAGGAAAAGUACGAGAAGCUGGUCAGCAAUGGCUUCAGAGAAAACGGAUCCAGCAGCGACAACCCUUCCUCUCCAGAGUUUUUCAUGUACCCGAGAGAAUCAUCUACAACGGUGAUGUGAAAAUCCCUGUUACCCGAGGUCAAAAAAAAAAAGAAAAUGGGAUGCUGGACUGAGGAUGGCUUAGGACAACCCUCCGGCGCGAAGACAGCUACAAAGCACAAAAUACAAAAAUGAACUUAGAAACAAACAAGAAACAAACAGCGUUUUCUUGGCAUCAACAAGAAGCUCUUUAUUUUUCUUCAAGUUUUCUUUUCUAAAAAAAAAAAAAAAAAAGGAACUAAGACAUUUCCAGAAAUGAGACAAAAACUCUUCAGGUGACUAUUCGAGCACGCAUGUUGUUUUAUUGAAUUUACAUUUAAAGGAAAAAAGAGAUUUGGAAUGGGAUACAGUGUCAGGAGAACUGAGAAACUGUGAACAAAAAAACAACAAAAAACUUUAAAACUGUGAACUGCGAAAUCAAUGGAAAUACCAUUUAAACCCCUGAUUACAGCCUGUGUGUUCUUAAGGAGACAACAUCAUCUUUGCUAACUCAACAGUAUUUAGGGAAUGGUUUACAACAUAUCUUUUAUUAUAACCUUUUAAGAAAAACCAGAAAUAUUGAGUUAUCUGUGACUUUACCAUUUCUGUUGAGAUGUCUUCUUGCACCUUCUUGUUCCAGACAGCGCAGACAGAUGGAUUUGCAGCCAGCAGUCAUGGGCAGGAAAGGUUUCUUUCCUUAAUAGUCUUUUUAUUUGCCACACCCAAUGAAAUCCUUGUAGGGAAAAAGAAUCAACACAACUACCAUCUCCUGAUCAAUACCUAAAGCCUAAUAGACAGUCAUUAUCAAAAUAAAGAGGAAAUCCCAUAUUGGGCUACGUACCUACCCAUUAAUCAAAACAGCAGCAAAUAUCUGCAGCAUUGCUUUUCUAAAAUAAGACAAAAGAUGCCUCCUUGGGUUACACUUUGAACAGGCUAUAAUCAAAAGAAAGAGAACCAAGACUAACUAAGCCCCAGGAAGCCGCAUUGUCCCUUUAACCCACGGUAUUCCCCAUUUCCCAUUAGUACUUAACAUUUUUCACUGUGUUGUGACUGCUAUUAUUUCAUUUAACACUGGUUAAUCUGUAUCGGAGGUAUACGGAAACCCUCUAGAUGAUAAGAUUGGACGGGAUCCAGCGCUGGCAGUUUUCGAGCGCACGCGCUCGGCGUGUUUUGAUCCUUGCAGGAGCUCCCUGUUAGCGGGACCGCCUGCCAAGCCGCUGGCGGACCAGGCUGUCGCUCAGCUCCCAGAGCGCGGCGGCGGCGGCUGGGCCCUGCGCGGCGGCCGAGGGCAGGCAGCGGCAGCAGUUGUUGAAGUACAGCCCGCCCAGCCCCUCCAGCUCCGCGGCCGUGGCGCAGUACACGGUGGUGGCAGCUCCUUGUUGCUGGAACGAGAAGAGAAGGAGAGAGAGAAAAAAAAUACGCUGUAUAAAUAUAUAUAAAUAGAUAUUUUAUCAUCAUAAUUUUAACUGUGGUCCUUUGACGCUGUGCAUCUUACGAAAGCAUCAGUGAAAAGCAUCCCAGCCGGCAGAGUAACUCGCCCGGUGACAAGGCUGAAACCCUGCCGAAGGUGCUGCCUGCGUGCCUGCUGGCCCCUUAUUUACAAAACAUCCUAGUGAGGGGUUUAUUUUCUUUUCCUUUCCUGUUUGCACAAAAGAAAGACACACUCCCGAACCUCAGUCCCUGUCUCGAGUCUUUUGCCCGUUUUCAAUAAAACCUUGUAUUGGCGGCAGGGAGAGUCUGGCCUGAUGCAAAGGGGCAAGGUCUACCCAGGCAGUGUUUGAAACCAGAAUAGUUAAGCUAGGUUUAGAAGCAGCACCUCAACAUUUCCCAGCUUCCCUUUGCACCGCAGUAAACGCCGCACCCCUUGGGCACCCGCUCCCUCGCCCCGACCAGCAGCGCAGGCUGACGCACAUACGCAUUGUUUGUUUGGGUUUUUAAACCUCUUGUACAAUAUUAACCCGGGCACUCCAAUUAAGACCUAUCAUGUAAAGUGCAAUCGGGACUGGUGCCAAACGAGCCCAUAUAUCUUUGAUCAACAGUUUCACUGUGCCAGUUGUCACUGCUGCCUUGUACGAAUGUUGAUCUGCUGCGGGCAGAGAGAGGUUCUGAUUUUGCAGAGACACAAGGCACUCCAGUGGGGUUUUUUUGUGUUCUGUAAGAACCAUUUCUCAUGGAGAAUUUCAACAGAGCAGGUAAAUUAGAGGCUUUUGUGGAUCAGGAGGUGGUGUUUUUCUUUCUCAUACUAAGUGAAUUUAUGUUCAAACAGUAAGAAUGAGUUUCUCUGAAUUUCUCUAACAGAAGACUGGAGACCGAGGCCACGGGGUUGGAACAAGCACCCUGCACCGGCGAUGGGCACAAGUGCAGUGCCAGAAGAGCUGGAAAGAGGGAAACAAGUUAGUUCACUUUGUAAACUAUAAUUAAAAAUAAUAGGUGAGAGUGCCUAGCAAGACACAACACUAAUUUAAAACCAAUACAGUUUAUCUGGCACCUUAUGAUUAUUUAUGUACAUCUUAGCUCUUUCUGUGGUAACUAAUUAUGAGCUGAUAGGAAUCAGAAUAAAGAGGCUGCCAACUAUGAUUGAAAAAGCAAACAAAGAGGAAUUAGACGUUGCCACAUUAGGGUAAUUUAAUGGGGAAACGGAAUAGGUUUAAACAUCUUGUGAGUUUCCUCUAGUCCUUUUUUUCCGGCCCUUCACUGUCGCAGCCAAGGGAAGCGGGGUGAUGAUAGGGGCUCAGCCUGCGAGGUCUCCACUUUGCGUUCGCAUCCUUCAGGUGCAGCAAGCAGUUUAAAAAUGCCCAAUUCUCCUUAAUUGAGGCGUCUCAAUUUUGUGACUGCAGGGAAAGGCACAUUUGUUUGCAAGACAUGCAUUUUUCACAGAAGAUGGGAUUAAACUGAUAAUGAUGACUCCACAGCUUAGAAAUGGUCUCCCAUCACAAGGUAAACCAAAAUUGGCUGUAUUAAGUAUUUUGAGAGGCAUAUAUUUAUCAACAGACCAAAAUAUUUUUAAAGUUAGUAUAAGACAUAGUAAUCCUCUUAUUAAACCAAUAUCUUUUUUACAAAAGAGAAAGUAUCUUAAAGGCGGUAGCAGAAAUGGAAGAGAGUUCUACUAAAAAUAAUAGUAAUAGAGAACAAUAAAAUUCCUGUGCUCUUUGAACUAUCCCAUAAAGCUCCACAGCACAGGUAUGAUCACUAUAUUCAGCUGUUUAGAAUGAUUCAAAGUCCCUGAAGAGUAUUAUUAGUUUUUUGCAAGCAAUUCGACUGGACUUUUAUUAGAAAGGUAAAAUUAAACUAAAUUGCUCAAUGCAGAGCGAGAGCCCUUAAGCUAUUGCUGAAAAGCAGCUGUUCAGCCAAGCUAAACUCAGGGUAGCUCUAAUAGAAUUCAGCUCAUUUAUAAAAUGGGAGUUUAUCAGAGCAGUUUAAAAUCCAACCCAAACAAUAAUUUAUCUUUUUAAAUGAGUCAAAUUUGAUGAGUUUUAAACAAAAUUCUCAGCAGGCAGAAAAACAUCCCACAAUAUAAUAGCAGUGCUUUAUACCUCGAACACUGACACAACCUGAACUCCAAAAGAAGAGAAUAGUUUUCCCUGUGUGAGCAUAGGAUAUUUACUCUAAGAGAUAAAAGAUUAUGUGGCUGGAAGCCCAAAGCACUUUAUCUUGCGAUGCCUCCAGUGUUUCAUGGAGAACUGGAUGUAAGCAAUGUGCCAUUUGCUUUUUGGCUGUGUAUAUCUUUACUUCUUUCUAAACGUUUCAAUUGUGUUGGCAGUUUUGGAAGAAGAAAGUUCAGUGGUUCUAUCAUUGAAAGAAAAGUACCUUCCUUAUGACUUAAGAGAAAUGCAGUUUAAUAUUUCAGAAUAACGGACAAACAUUAACUCAUGAAAUGCAGGAGCUUCCUUCAGACAGCAAAACUGCAAACCGGAAGGUAAAUCUCAGAUUCUCACAGACACGUAAGCAUCUGAUUUCCAUUGGUGAACGUGCGCUAGUUGCAUUCAGACAUCUGAGGCCCUGCCUAAGUGACUUACCCAAAUACAGAGGGGAACGGGUGUCAGAAUCGCGGGACCCAAGUCGCACUUUGCAUUGGCAGGACGUCUCCAGCCCACAGCGUGGCACCCAGGAGCCCCGCAUAUGCCAGAGAGCAGGAAGGUCCUCAAGAGACAAUUCUUCCUUUGCAUCUACGACUCAGACAGCACAAAGCUCCGGGACCAGCUAGAGCCGCAGAUAACUGCAAAGUGCCCCCGGCCAUGCCCAGCCCGGCUGAGAAACCACUCCGUUUCCCAGUAAAUAUUGUUUAUCCCUCAUGAACACCGACUUUAGAAUGACGUCUUUAUAUGUUGGGCCUUAUGACAGUUUAAUAACAAGUUUUAAUUUUUUGCUCAUCAGCUUUCCUGUUCACAUAUCAUCAGCAUACGACAGCAGAGGAUGUUAGGGAAUCUAAUUAGUAAACAAUUCCAUACUGCUGAUACAAGAUGAAACAUUCUUAAACCGAUAAAAAGAGCACUUUAAUCACUGUUGAAUGACUUUCAAUGCCAAGCGGUUUGUGCCAUGUCAGAACAUAAUUUGAAAAAGAUUAGAGCACUAUAUAAAAGAAUUAAUGUUAACAACUUCGUUAAAAACUGUCUUAAACAAUGAGCUUGUCAGUUGUCACAGACUCCCCCUGAUCUAUUGUGAUUAACGCCCCCCCACCCAACAAUUUCAACUGCUAAACAAUGCUAAAAGCGCCGGGCAACCUAAACAUUUUCUUCUAUAGGUCCGUCAGUUGUACAGGGCACUAAUCAGCGGAGCUGGGGGUCAGCCUGCCUUAACCUGCAAGAAAGGCAGCGGGUUGCACUGAUGAAUACACAGGAUAAAGAAUUUGUGAGAAGCCCAACCGAAUCUUUAAUCAUGCCUCAGUGCCAUUUCCGAUCCAGUCAAACGUUUGAGAGCUGCCAGGCAAGCACCGCGCCAUCAAUCUUUCUAGUGUACGUAAAAUUACCCAGGAAUCUUGUUUUGGAUUAAGUUGAAGAGUGUCUUAGUAAUAAGGGUUCAUCAUUCUCUUCCGCAAAUCAUUUGUCAGUUUUGUAAUACAAUCUUCAACUGCAGCGGGGUGGGAUUUAUACAGCAGUUGCUGUUUAUUUAUAGUUGAGGCUCACAGAUCUAAAUUACACAUCCUUCCAAAGUCCUUUGUUGAGAUGAAAAUACUAAGUAGCUAGUAGUUCCAUAGGCAUUUGUUUCCUAGCUGUCAAUUUGUAACUGAUAGCACUGAAUACAAAUUAAUAUAAAAUAUCUUAAUAGUCAAAGAAAAGGGGUUAUUGAUAUACAGUAUAAGGUAAACCCCUCAUUAGUAUAUGCAAUGCAUUCGUUAGUAUUCUAAGAUACCAUUUAUGUUCCUGAUAAGAAAACAUAUUACACAGUUAAUGUUUAGUUUUCAGAUUUGUUUAUUUUAAAAUGCAUGUUUAAUUUAUAAAAUUAGAUCCCUGUUCUGAAGCUGGUUUGCAUAGCAAGCAUAUUAAUAAUAGAAACAAUACCAUAACUUAUCUGUAUACUUAGCAACUACAAAUGACUAAGAUCACUCUGAACUCUGCUAAGGGCGUACAGAUAGUGGUAGACAUUGCCUGAGACGGGAUCAGCUGCUUUGAAAAGGAGAUUUUUGUUUUCUUAGGAAAAAUUAAGAAUAAAGGCCGGUUAUCGUGGUAGCCCGAGGUUAAGUUUAGCACAGUGCAUUUUGAAAGAUGGACAGUGGGAAGAGGUGAAUUCAAAAUGACGUGAGAGGUGAGUAUUUGUGACAAGGACCAGAUCCAAAGCAAGCAGCUCAAGUGAAAUAAAAAGCCAGUACUUCCUUGCAAGUCUUCAGGCUAUUCCUGUUAUUCACCUCAGGAUUAUUGGGCAAAGCCAACACAUCCCUAACAGAAAAUUAUCAGAUCCAUACUGAUCUUUAUACUCUUUAUAGCAGAACAACUGCAUGUGAGGAGGAGGUAGUAUAAACAUACUCCAGAUCAUGAAACCAGGGGGUUCUCCCAUACCUUCCUUGUGCUCUCUAAAGCACCCUGAAGCGCUGUUCAAAUCCACUCUACUAGAGAGAAAAGGCUCUUUACCAGCUACCUUCAGCAAUGGCCAUUUCCUGAUUUGAGGUGAAAUAGGAAAUCUCCCGGGAACAACAAACAAAAUGAUACGGAGCCCGUUUCCACAGCGAUCCAUUCCAAAUCGCCCAAGCCGAACUCCAAAGUUACAGCUGCCAUUUUAUAUUCCUUGAGCCCCAUCUUCACCUGGUGUAAACCAGCCCAGCUCCUUUGCCUUGUCUGAGGCACCACAGUUUUCGGUUGCUGAUGCUCGGGGCUGCUGCUCCAGACCACGGCUCGGCAGCCCAGCUUGUCUUCCCUCCUGGAAGAAAACUGCCCUCCAAAUGCAUUUGUUUCCGUUCUGGGAUUGCUAACAACCCCCAGCUGAGCUUGUGAUGCUGAGUUUUCUGAAAAUACACUUACUCCUUUCUCUGUAAUGUUAAAAUGUUUCAGCAGAUGAGCUGAAUCAUUAGUUUUUCCCAUCAAGCCCAAGUCUCUGCAAACAACGCAGAGCAUGAUGACCUCUUCUGAAAAACACUGGUAAGUCUAAAAUCCUCCUGUCUUCAUUCAGCCUUCAGGAUUCCCUAGGAUCUGAAGUGCUUUUAGGAUCAGACUUAAGGGCUGUUGGGUGGUAUUGGCCAUGGUAUGGGUCGUAGCUGAGGGAGCUGAUGCUCAGGAUCAGGUGUCACUUUGUUCCACCUUCUACCAGGGUAACUCAGUCACUUUUCUUAGAAUGCAGUGAACAAGUUUUAGUCUGGUGUGAGAGAUGACAGGAGAACUCUUCAGCUCCUGCUGAAGUCCUUUUACUCCGAGCAAUCCCACAUGCACAGUUAGCUUAUGAGUAAUGCUCAGAAUAUGUAUGUAUUAGUCUCCUGUAAGAAAAUAGAAUUCCCUGAUUGCUUUUUCAGCAAGGAAAUAUGAAAUUGAAAGCUGCCUUUGCUAGUUUGGGUGAGUAUGAUAAACUGAAAUAAUAUCUCUAGCUAAAAAAAUAAAACUUUGGAGCUGCCAAAUAUGAUCUAAGUAACAAAUUGGGCUCAGUUGACUUCGGGUCCCAUCUCCACCCAAGUAUCGGCAGGAAAACGUGAGCUGAACUCACUCUGUAAUUGCAGCAUUUUCAAAGGUCUCACCCAACCACAUCUAAACCAGAGAUUCUCAACCACCUCCCCUUCCCCCAUCACCACAUUUAAACCAGCAAAGCAUCUCUUAGAAGAUAAUACAACGGAUAAACUGAAAUCUAUAAGGUCUGCUUUUUUUCCUCUGAUGUAUUCCUUUUUCAAUUAAUUCCCAACUACAAAGACUCAAAACUCCAUCAGCUUCUCUACUUGCAAAGCAUAGUUGAUUUCAAGCUGUAACUUUUCUUAGCGUCAUUAAGACCUUUAGACAUUUACAGUAUUCUUUACAUACAUUAUAGAAGAUAAGUGUGCUAUGUUCUUUGGGUAAGGAAACUGCAGUAGUUCACGAAAGAGGAUUUGUUUUCAACUGCUGAGACAUUGAGACAUUAAGUCCCAGUGAUUAUUUCAACUAUUCAGUAUAUGCAGCUAUAUUUAACUUACAUUCUGGGUUUUAACUUUGCAAAAGAAAAUGUGUCCAUUGUAAUAAAUGUAUUUUGAUAAUGCACCAUGUUGUUUGUGUUAUGCAACACCCCAUAUGUUCUCAAUUAUGGCAACGAUAGUGCUUGAAAACUUCCAACAUCCAGUGUCAAACAGAUUGUCUGCAAUCAUUCCACAGGAGAACAAAAACACAAUACGGGAUGUCAAGUCAGGAGAACUAGGUUGUAUUUUCUUUUCAACUUUUACUUUCCCGGUGAACUUGGACAAGUCACUUUGACUCCAUGUACCUCCCUUUUCCCAGCUGUAAAAUGGGAAGAGUACGAUUAUUUACCCACCUCACAGGGGUGUUGUGAGGACGAGUUCAGAUUCAUGGAGUGCUUUCAUACUUGGAGCUGAAAAGCACUGUGUAAGUAUAAAGUGGUAUAUUAUAAACCAUUGUUAAAAUGUGUAGAAGAUGUAGAACAAGGUUGGCAAAAUAGCUGACAAAAAAUGUAGUUACCUUUUAAAGUCACGCAUAUUUUUCUCCAUUGUAUAAACUUAAUUCUCUAACUUCUGAACCUGUCUGCUGCACUGGGCCCCAUUCCAGUCUCUUCCCUCUCUCUCCCUGUUUCUUUUUGCGCAGCUCACAGAGAACUUGGGAAAACUCUUAAUAGCCAAAACGCCACCGAAUUAUUCAAAAACGGAUGUCUUAGCGACAGCCAGUCCUGAAAGGGUGAUCCAUGGGUUCACCUCACCCUUUGCAUAUGCUAGAAAGAGCCAUGGUUGCAUACCAGGAGUGGGAUUCAGUUGCCUAACAUGGGGUCUUAAAACAUCUGAGCCGCCUUAGGAUAUCCCCUGUGCCCUACAGCUGUUCUCCAGAAGGGCACAUAUUUCCCAUGGGUCUGGUAUUUUGUUUGCCAGCCCUUCACAGAUAUCUCAGAUGAAACCAUACAGUUGUUUAAGCCAGCACCACUGUCUGUGCAACCCAAUUGCUCUCAUUGCAGCGCCUGGAAGGGAGCUGGUUCCCACGGGCAGCACCGUAUUCCUUCUUUUUCCCAGUAUCUUAUUAAAGUCCACAAUCAGCUUCUGGAAAUUGUUUCAAGCCUGACACAGCGCCUUCUCAAGCCUCAAAAACUUUAAUGAAGCAUAGGGCUUCACCUUGCCCAACCAGCACCUCGAGGGCAGGAGCAGCAGCGUGGCCUCCGGGCUGCUCGCCCCAGCCUUUGCACCCACACACAGCCCUUCUGCAUUUUCUUCUCCUGCCUGCUGAACUCCCAUUCACACCUGAUUCACCCUUUACAGAUAUCACUGCUCCACUGAAGCUGCGGUUUUGAACACUGCGUGCAAAUUGUUCCGAUCCACUAUCACUUUUCUUCUGGCAGGCUAGUAUGGAGCAGCGGUGUGACACCGCAUGCUCCCGCUCAUUUCUGGAUUUGUGAAAAACCCCUGAGGAAAAUUAUUGAUCUUCAUUUCAGAGUGUAACAGGGUAAGGCGAUGAUCAGGUUGACCGUAUUGUGUUUCUGUGCAUUGCGUGCCCCCUGCCCUACGUGCCAACACUGGCCAGUGGAGUGAGAAGCAAAGCGCACGUAAGAGACAGUCCUGGGGCACCACGGUACCGCUAUCGGGAGCCGGUCGUGCCUGGAAAUCUCUGUCACUUGCUUUCAGAGAUUUUACAGUGUGCAUUUCAAUGAACAUGAGUCCUACCACUGCUUGUCGGCCACUACUGAAAAUGGAAAUCCUAUGGAGGAUAUGGGAAAUCCUCCUGAAAUACACAUCCCUGCCAGGUGAGGGUGGAUGCUUCCGGGCAAGGGUCAUCCGCAAAACUGGGCAAACAGGUUGUUGACAAUAAACGUAUUCUGCCAACGAGACAGAACAGAUAUGCUGCUGCAACUAAUUCAUCAGAAUAGGGCUGGCUGGUGUUUGGGCAUACACACAGAUGAGACUUCAUUGAGAUCAAUUCUGUUAUUAACUUAUGCUAACUUGAAAUGUUUUAUGUUUUUGUUGCACCUAACUUUAAUUAUAGAUAUACUUUAUAAAGAUGUAUGUAUACAUACAGUACUGUAUAUGCUGUAUAUAUUUAUAUAGCUUUUUAAUACUAUUACUAGUCAAAAUUUAGACUUUUUCAUAUGCAGUAUUGCAAAGAACGUCAUCACAAUACUGGCAUUUGGCUUCCUCCUUCAUUGCACAAAUGAUUUCUAGACGGCCUUUCAUUUCACAUACAAGUGACCCCCCACUCCCAACACAAUGCUUUUUAAGCAAGUGACCUUUUGGGACAAAUAUUGAACAAGCUGAUGGUUUAGGUUUUACAGAUAAAGAGUCUAUUUCAUCUGUUGAUACACGCAUGCUCAUACACACACAUUUCAGCAAUACAAUGCAUUGAAAAACCACCGGGUGUUAUGAUGGGGACAUAUCAUGGUAAGAAAUUAACUACUAACUCUGUCUUCCAGAACCUAAUUAAGGGAAUGUAUUUUGCAAUAAUACAGCUCUAGCAAACAGGGCUCUAAAGUCCAGGCUUAGAGCUGUAAGCCAGGCACUCCUGCAUUAUGUAUGUUUGAUUUUCAUAGAUAGCCUGCUGUAAAGUGUGCCCUGUUAGUGCAUCUUUCAGGCUCAAAGACACUGGCCUUGUUAAUAUUUCAUUUAGUACAUACUGUAGAGUCUCAUUUAUAUUACUUCUAUAAUUAAUAGUGAUAGCUUAGGCACUGCCUUUACAAGGAGAGAUCCCUGUAUGUUGGUCGACAGAUAAUGAGAAACAAUAGAUAUUUCAUUCACCAGCAGCUUGUUGCUAGUUAGUAGGAAAUUAUCGUGUGUACUGUUGCUUUAAUUGCCAGGGUGAAUAACGCUGCCGCUGUGUUAGUGAACAUUUUAAAGCACUUGAUGCAAAUAGACUAGAAACAAAACACAAAAAAAUUUACCUUUAUUAUGCUAUACCUUAGCAUAGGGAGUUAAAAAGGUAUGUCUUAAAACAUUUGCGUUCUAUCAUGCAAAUAUAUCUUAAUAUGCAUGUGCUGACUAUUCAACUACUGUAUUUUAGGAAAUACAAUUAUGCUGCCUUUCUCUUCGCCUAUGUAGACUGUAAAUAACUGUAGAUCUUUCUCUUGUUUUCCUAUGUAAAUAUAUGUAAAUACUAACAACCUAUGCAUGCUGAUAUUCUAGGCGAUUUCAGGUACUUUUAUAAUCUGAAGGCAUGUACUUGAACUGGUUUGUUAAAAAAAGAAAAUUCAACUCUCUCAAACCCUUUUAAGCUCAUUAGAAAUUAAAGAUUUCUUACUAGA